This is a messenger RNA of Prunus armeniaca (apricot), 1548 nucleotides long. The record is from the annotation of a GenBank genome assembly. Lineage: Eukaryota; Viridiplantae; Streptophyta; Magnoliopsida; Rosales; Rosaceae.
AUGCGCUUGUUCUGGUGGCAACAGCUGCCUCUGCUUUUACUGAUCCAACUUUUGGAACCCAGCAGAACAGGCUACAAAAUAUAUGCUGAAGCUCUACAAACUUUCAAGAGAAGAGUUGGAGGUCCUCAACUAUUCAAUGGUCAAAUCGGAAGAUAUCCAUGUCUAAGACAAUGGAAAAUUGUCAACUGCCAUAAGGACCAGUUUUCUGGUAUCUGUUCAGUUCCUCGGCGGGCUAACACAGUCAAUUUGUCCCCAUUUUCUCCAAGACUUGUUGUUGCACACUCUUCAAUUCAGUUACAAAAAGAGCUCCAUAAACCAAGAAACAGGAGGAUAGCAGCCAUAGUUGAUGGGGAUAAUGGUGCUCCAACACUCACACCUGUGAAAGAAGCACGUGGUAACAAUCCAAGAAAGCAGAAAGUUGCAGCAAUUAUUGGUGGAGUUGCUGCAGCUCUGCUUGUGGUUAUCAUAGUGGUGCUUGUUUACAUCUGUUUGAUGCGAGUGAAAAGAUUCAUUAGACGAACAUCAGAAACAGAGUCAUCCGUACCAUCACCUCCUGUUGAAUGGGAAAGAGGGAAUAUGUCUCCCUACGCCGUUGCUCUCUCUGUGUAUAAUACACAGAACUUGAGACAACUCACCGUAUUGGAACUGGAACAAGCGACAUGCAAUUUCAAUGAAAUUAAUAUCAUAGGCCAAUGUAGAUUUGGUUUGGUCUACAAGGGAUUGCUGCAAGAUGGAUCCAUUGUGGCUAUCAAGAGACGCCGACAUGCCCCAACUCAGUACUUCUUUCAUGAGGUGAAGCGCAUAGCUCAUGUCAACCACGUGCAUGUUCUCAGGCUUAUUGGUUAUUGUCAAGAUGCUAGUCAACAGUUACUUGUCUAUGAAUAUCUUCCAAAUGGGAAUGUUGGAAAUCAUCUUUAUGAUGCUGAAGGUUUACCUAUUGGAAAGUUGGGCAUAAGACAAAGGUUAUCAAUUGCCUUGGGAGCAGCUAAAGGACUUGCGCAUCUUCACAAUUUGGUGCCUCCUCUCCUGCACAUGUAUUUCAGGACAAGCAAUGUUCUACUGGAUGAAAACUUUACUGCCAAGGUGUCUGAUUAUGGACUAACCAAAUUGCUAGUUAAGGGCCAUCAUGCCGGAUCAUCGUCUGCCAUAGAUUACUUUCUUGACCCGGAGUUAGACUUAUCAAAGAAAUUUUCAGAGAAAAGUGAUGUGUACAGUUUUGGGGUCUUCUUACUGGAAUUGAUCAGUGGACGUGAGGCGAAUGGAAGAAUCCAGUUAAGCUCAGGGGAUAAUUUAAUACUGCAGGCGAAGGGUUGCAAUGAUUUGGGCAGAUUUGUUGAUAAAACAUUAGGUGAUAACUCAAUGCAAGCUGCAAAGCAAAUGAUGGAGUUGGCAUUGAUGUGCAUAGAUGCUAGUCAGCAAAGGCUGAAAAUGCAGAUUGUCGUUGAAGAGCUAGAACGAAUUCAUCGAGCGACCGAAAUUAGCCAAUUUCAUGUAGAAGUUGAUGAGGAGAUAGGUGCUGUGGCUCUUGGGAGUGAGCUUUUCAAAUGA